AUUAACUAGAGAAAGAGAGAUGGCGAGACACUUAUUAGAAGAUGUAAUGAGCAUGGCCACCACAACAACACAUUUCGAUGCUAGUUACCUGUUUCAUGUUGUGUUCCUGGCUGUGAUCGGUUGUUGUAUCCUCUCCGCUCUGUUAUUCUCUUGUGCCGACGGAGUCUCCGACAACAGAGCCACUUCAGGCACCUCUACCGGUGGCGGAGGUUGUGGCGGUGCCGGUUGCGGUGGUGGUUGUGGAGGUUGAGAUUUCAUUUUUCUUCGUCAGGAAAAUAUAAACAGAACAGUCCGACCAUUUUACUUUCGUUUAUAGAUGUAUAGCUAUCGUAUAUUGAAGCAAUAAUUUAUUUAGUUUCCAUUUCUU
Arabidopsis thaliana (thale cress) is the source of this 367-nucleotide messenger RNA. Its product is annotated as Putative membrane lipoprotein. The coding region runs from base 20 to 250 and encodes 76 amino acids. The transcript has a single exon. NCBI's taxonomy places the organism in Eukaryota, Viridiplantae, Streptophyta, Magnoliopsida, Brassicales, Brassicaceae. The record is from RefSeq and is marked reviewed.